Molecule: messenger RNA, 1971 nt
Organism: Phragmites australis (common reed)
Lineage: Eukaryota; Viridiplantae; Streptophyta; Magnoliopsida; Poales; Poaceae
Product: peptidyl-prolyl cis-trans isomerase FKBP53-like
Exons: 12
Coding region: 223-1740 (505 amino acids)
Molecular function (GO): peptidyl-prolyl cis-trans isomerase activity
Source: RefSeq, a predicted model, not a curated record
AAAAAUAACACCCACCCGCGCAUUUCCCUCCACCAGUGCUCCCCUGAAACCCCAUUCUUUAGGGUUUCUCGCCGCGGCGCGACGCCCUUCUCGUCUUCCUUCCCUCCCCGCCGCUUCCACCGCCCUCUCGAAUCUUCCGCAGCCCCACCCAUAUCAACCCUAGCCCCUCCGCCUCCUCCCCUACGAGACGCCACGCGACGCACUCGUCAAGCCACCGCAGCCAUGUCGUCGUUCUGGGGCGUGGAGGUGAAUCCGGGGAAGCCCUACACCCUCACCCAUAGCGACAGCCAUGGCCGCCUGCGCCUCACCCAGGCGACGCUGGGGAAUGAGAUCGGUAAGGGGGAGAAGGGCGCCGGCGGGAAGAAGUGUGUGUUACAGUGCUGUGCGGAGAACAAGGACCCUGUGUUCCUCUGCGUCCUGGUCCCAGAGAAAUCUGAGACGUGCCACCUGGAGCUUGAGUUCGAGGAGGAGCACGUCACUUUCUCAGUGAUCGGGCCGAGGAGCGUCCACCUUGCUGGAUACUACAUCGCUGAUGUGUAUGAGGAGGAUAUGAGUGACAGCGAUGCUUGGAGUGACUCUCUUCAAGGGUCAGAUGAUGAUGGUCUCUUGGGUACUGAUGAUGAUGACAACAUGGUAAUGAUUGACCAAAUGACUACAGAUAGUGAAGAUAAUGAUUCAGACUAUGAUUCUGAGACUGAUGAUGAAGAGAUCGCGUACAAUCAGCAUAGAGGCAAAAGUUCAGUUGUUAUUGAGGAAAUUCAAGAGGAUGACAAGCCUGCUGGGGGUGACACGCAGAAGGGAUCAAACAAGAAGAAAAGCAGUGAAAAUGAUGACAAUUCUCAACUUCAGCUUGUUGUCAGGACUCCACCUGCUGAAUCAUUGGAAAGUGAAGAUGAAGAUGGCUUUCCUGUAUUAUUAUCUGAAUCAAAGAAAAGUUCUGAGAGUGUUUCCAAGAAAAAUAGGAAUCUAACCAAGGAGACGAGCAAUGAAGACCGGAAAAGGAAAAGUGGAGCCAUUGGUGAUAAUCGUGACUCUUCAGGGGAGGUAAAGGCUGAAAAUGAUGAGUCAUCAAAGAUAAAGAAAAGGAUCAAGGACAAAAGCACUUCUGUAGACAGUGAACAGGUAAACAAUGAAGAAAAGGAGAUUAAACAACAAGAUCCUCCAGCUGAUACUGUUAAUGCAAAACAGAGGAAAAAGAAAAAGAAAAACAUUAGUGCUUCUCAGGCUGAUACCGAUCAGCAAGCUGCUAAGAAAAAAGACAUUCACAAAGAUGGUGAGCAAUUAACUGCUCAGGAGGCUGAUAAAAAGAACAAGAAAAAGAAGACCCAGGACAGAAACAAAAGUGAAAAUCAGGCACCAACUAGACUUAAGGAGUCAGAGAACAAGAAGGAAGCACUCCAAACACGAACAUUUGGCAAUGGUAUGAUAAUUCAGGAGGUAGAGAUGGGCAAACCUGAUGGUAAAAAAGCCACAUCUGGGAAGAAGGUUUCUGUUAGAUAUAUUGGCAAGCUAAAGAAUGGCAAGAUUUUUGACUCCAACGUCGGUGGAAGACCGUUUGAGUUUAGAUUAGGUGCUGGGGAGGUUAUCAAAGGCUGGGACAUCGGCGUCAAUGGUAUGCAUAUUGGGGAUAAAAGGAGACUCACCAUUCCACCCUCAAUGGGGUACGGGAGCCAAAGAGUUGGGAAGAUACCGCAGAACUCAACUCUCAUCUUCGAUGUGGAGCUAGUGAGUGUAAGAUGAAGAGAGGACCAGAUCACUUGAAGAUCCAUGAGAAACUGAGGCAUUUUCACAAGUUUUGGAGCACACCAAUUUCCUUUUGCAAUGUUAUUUCAUAGCCAUAGGAACAUACAUGUUUCGUUGGAUUCUAUGCCUUCUUUCUGUUGUUAUCCUACGUGUAAACUGCAGCCAUCCCGGCCAAUUCCCGGGUCGCAACAUUCUCUACCUGCGCGCUACUUUAGCACUGUUGAUUCA